Molecule: messenger RNA, 1080 nt
Organism: Capsicum annuum
Lineage: Eukaryota; Viridiplantae; Streptophyta; Magnoliopsida; Solanales; Solanaceae
Product: acetyltransferase At1g77540
Exons: 2
Coding region: 556-873 (105 amino acids)
Source: RefSeq, a predicted model, not a curated record
CAUCUUCUCGAUUUUGUGCUAUUUUUACCAUCUCCUGUUGAAGUUUGUCAUCUCUGGUUGAAAAUUAUGUUUCUUUCGAUUUCCUUCAAGGGUUUGAAACUUGGGGUUUCUUUAUUUUCUCAUCUGGGGUAGCUAGGUAGGUAGGUUAAGGUGAAUUAAGUUUUACAAGUUUGGCCAAACAGAUUAUUAACUCAAGUUUACACCUUACAAGUUUUACUGUUCGGGCCAGACUGAACUAAUUGGAUUCUUGGGUUGCUGUUCUGUUUUUCUUCCUUCAAAAGUUUGAUUUCUUCAGUUCGGUGUUUGAUUAAACGGUCCCAGAACUUCGGUGAUGAAGAAGAACCAAUUUUUCUUAUAUAUUUCUAAUAUAGUUAUACAGUCUACAUCAGAUUUAAUGGGUGCCACAACACCACAAAAAAGCACUAGGUCUGCCCUGAUCAUAUACACCAGCUAUGCGCAGGGACGAAACUAAGGGCACAAGGGGCUCAGUUGAAUUUUCGUUGAAAAAUUACACACACAUAUAUACAUAUAUAUCAGACAGGGUCAGGAGAGACUAUGGCUAGUGGGGGGAGUGAGGCACCAAAGAUAGUAUGGAGCGAGAGAGUAGGAAGGUUCGAAACCGAGGAUAGGGAAGCCUAUUUGGAGUAUGAGCUGAGAGAUGGCGGUAGAGUAAUGGACAUUCUCCACACCUAUGUUCCUCGUUCCAAGCGUGGAGUAGGGCUCGCUUCACAUCUCUGUGUUGCCGCCUUUGCACAUGCCCAAUCCCAUUCCCUUUCCGUCAUUCCCACCUGCUCUUACGUCUCUGACACAUUCCUUCCCCGAAAUCCAUCUUGGAAUUCAAUUUUGCACCAAGACCUUAAAUCUCACAUUUGAAGCAGCAUGUGGAGUGGCCCUGUAUGUGCCAAUCCAUCCCUUGAAUAUUAGGCAAGCAAACUCGCUCUGGCGUCUGUUUUCUUCUUGCAUCUUUGCAGUUGACAGUGUAUUGGUAUCUGUAAUAUAAAAGCUUUGGUAUAAAUUGGAUCUGUUUCCGUUUCUGUGAGAAAAAAAUCCAUUUAAAGGGUCCAAAAUAUUAUCAGGGAA